Austrofundulus limnaeus is the source of this 3295-nucleotide messenger RNA. It is a transcript of the gene npy8ar, whose product is annotated as neuropeptide Y receptor Y8a. Lineage: Eukaryota; Metazoa; Chordata; Actinopteri; Cyprinodontiformes; Rivulidae. Gene Ontology annotation, cellular component: neuron projection; plasma membrane. The record is from RefSeq and is a predicted model, not a curated record. Gene Ontology annotation, molecular function: neuropeptide Y receptor activity; neuropeptide binding. Gene Ontology annotation, biological process: G protein-coupled receptor signaling pathway. The transcript is spliced from 6 exons. Bases 663 to 1811 code for a protein of 382 amino acids.
UGAGGAGAUGCAGAAGGGCUCGGGAGCGAACCCCAUCAGCGACCGGACGUUUCUGCGCCUCCAAACGACGCGCGGACCUCUGGCGCCGCUCCGUGUAGCACGCGCCUGACGCGCACGCCUCUACCGUGUCUGUGGAGUGGAGCGAUGAGGAGGCACAGUCUGUGGGCGCAGACACAAGCAAGGCUGCCCGAGCAGGUCAUCGUCUUUAUCGAGAGGCUGGAUUAUUCCCCUGGGCUGCUGGUUAAAACAUAUACCAAUGGCUUGGAUAUAGGCUGCUGGUUAAAACAUAUACCAAUGGCUUGGAUAUAGAGUCAUCUGUCACUAGUCUGCACACACAGAGAAAUGCUGAUGCUGAACCGAUCUACUGGGAUGCCAGCGGAGAAGAAAAAACAGGACAACUUCUAGAAAUGAAUUGCUGCACCCAUCAGACACAAUCUCACAGUUUGCGCUUGAAAUUCUUCACAACACAUCACUGAACCCUGCUCACGACCUGCGUUCUCCAUCACCGUGUUCCUGCUCCUCCUCUCUGUCCCUCAUCCUGUCAUUUCUGCUCUGAUCUCACACACUUCCGGUCUCCUGGGAGAAGUUCAGCAGCAGCCUCAGGGCUCCGGUCCUGUUGAACCCCUAACAUCUCCCCCACCCAACUCCUACCCCUCCCUGCUAUGUCCAACGACAGCGCCAUCCUCGGUGCCUGGGAGGGCUCCCACUGGGCGGAUACGUCUCAGUGUCCACCAUCAGUAGGCGGAGCCACUUUCCUGAUAGUGGCAUACAGCGCUGUCAUAGCAAUUGGGUUGCUGGGCAAUGCAGGCCUGGUAUUCAUCAUCACCAGGCAACAGGAGCUGCGCAACGUCACCAACAUCCUCAUCGCCAACCUGUCGUGCUCAGAUAUCCUGAUGUGCGUGGUGUGUCUCCCGGUUACGGUCAUCUACACGCUGAUGGACCGCUGGGUGCUAGGGGAGGCCCUGUGUAAGGUGACUCCAUUUGUUCAGUGCAUGUCUGUGACAGUGUCUAUCUUCUCCUUGGUGCUCAUCGCUCUGGAGCGUCACCAGCUGAUCCUCCAUCCCACCGGUUGGUCCCCCGCUGCUGGCCACUCUUACCUGGCUGUGGGGCUCACGUGGCUGGUCGCCUGCUUCAUCUCCCUGCCCUUCCUCUCCUUCAACAUUCUCACCAACGACCCCUUCCAGAACAUCAGCCUGCCUGCCAACCCGUUCAGGGACCAUUUGAUCUGUAUGGAGCUGUGGCCAUCAGACAAACAUCGACUCGCCUACACAACUUCAUUGCUGAUCUUCCAGUACUGCCUGCCACUUGUGCUGGUCCUUCUCUGUUACCUAAGGAUCUUCCUCCGCCUGAGAAGACGCAGGGAUAUACUGGAGCGCAGCAGGAGGACUCGAGGAGCGCAGAGGAUUAACAUCAUGCUGUUAGCCAUUGUGGUGGCCUUUGCUCUAUGCUGGCUCCCGUUGAAUGUCUUCAACACUCUGUUUGACUGGCACCACCAGGCCCUCCCUGACUGUCAGCAUGAUGCUGUCUUCUCCGCCUGUCAUCUCACGGCAAUGGCUUCUACCUGCAUCAACCCCGUGGUGUACGGCUUUCUCAACAGCAACUUCCAGCGGGAGCUGAGGACAACAUUGCAGCGCUGCCAGUGUGGCAACCGGGCGGGGGAGAGCUACGAGAGCUUCCCCCUGUCCACCGUGGGCAGCGAGGGAGUGACGAAAGCCACGUCGCUUAACAGGAUGGGAUCCGUUUGCGUUCCCUCGCCCAGACUUGAAAUGAGUUCAGCUGUACUAGCCAAAACAUUACCAGCUAACAUGUAAUUUUGAGGACCAUUUAAUUUUUCUCUGACAAAGUUUUAGCUGGGACGUUUGUCAGGAGUGUAUAACAGAGACAAGAGAUGAGGAGUAUGGCUGAUGUAGCUUUGAGCCCAGAUCACAAAAAGGCAAACUGAGGACCAACUCACACCGUUUAAGAACUAUUACCGGAGCUGCCAAUACAGACACUCAAAAACCAUGGCUUUCAAAUGGUGGUACAUGGAUUACUAGUUGUAUGUGAGUUCUGCCAAAUAGUACAAAGAAGACAUUUUUUAAUAUAAUCUAUUUCACAUGUUUGGCUAACAGCUUAAGGUUUCUGCAUGGUUUCCCCAUCUUUGAGUCAGGCACUGAUGAAGUUUACCUCGGCCCAUGGGUAGCUGGCAUAAACAGUCUCCUGGGAUCCACAUUGGUUUCCCAUGGAGGUACUUGGCAGACCCUUGCAGAUGGCACACCUGACAAACUUUGCAUCUGUCUGGCCUCACAACCAAGAAGAUGCAGAAGUCAUGCAGUCAGCUUUUACUGUUUUAGAUCAACUGUAAAAAGUGUCCUUUUGAGAGGUUCUUGACAUAUAGUUGUUAUUCUUGAUGUUCUAACUUGUGUUGUGUGUGAAUGACCACUUUAAAGGGACUUUGGUAUAAAAAUGUAUUUUUUGUUAGCUGUAUUAGUGGUACCUAUAGAGCUAAUUAUUAAAAAAAGUAAGUUGGAGAACAGCAGUUCUUACAACACUCUUGUACUACAGGUCCACUGAUGCCUCUUUUCCUGAUAAAUCAAUGGGUUUCUUGAUGUUGAACAAAGAGGCAUGCCCCUAACUGCAAGACUUUGUAAUCUAAGUUAUAGUGGUGGUUUCAUUGUCAAACCAUACAGUAGGGUUCUCUUCACAAAGUCAGGGCUUUGGAGUUCCAAAUAGGAAAAAAAUGAACUGAAACAACUCUUCUUCAAGGUGAGUUGAAAAUCAUAAAUUUAGCGUAUCCGAAUUGGAAAUUGACAGCAGUUGAUUUGGGUUGUUUGGUCAUUUUCUUACACGCAUAUCUUCAUAGCUUAAAAGUAGUUCACUUUCUCCAUUUUCUGCCAGUAUUGUUGAUUUUAAGCUGGCUCAAGCGUCUUUGCGUCACAUCAAUCUUUUCUAGUUUAUGGACCGUCAAUCUUCAUAAAAGAAGAAAUAUUGAAGCUAAAACUCUGUCAUUUCUGUGAUAAUGUAAUGUAUUUUAUUUUCCUUUUCGGCAGAGACAUAUUCUAUGCACUCGUGGUGACAUUAGUUGAAGAGGUCUAUUGCUAGUUAUCCUGGUCACUCAGAACAACACUUAAACAUUAUAUUUUUUUCUGAUUUUCAAAUUGAACACAGCUAAGUUGGGUUAUCUUUCCCUGAUCGGAGUUCCAACUUCUAAGGAAAAAUAGAGUGAAAAAAGGGAUCUGGCAUCUAGAGGCAUAGGUGUUUCUGCCAGUCAAAACUGACUGUUAGGUUGUGAGGAAGUCCAAAACCCAGGUAAACA